CCAGGUGAGACGCACACACCCUCUCCUGGAGGACAACACACAGGUAAAAGAAAAAAAGAAAUCUGGAUUCAUAUCAGAAGAACAGAGGAGGAUCUUUUACUUCACAGUGACAACAGCCGACAGUAUCAAGACGGGGAAGGUAGAACACAAACUCUUUCUGAGGACUGAAACAUUUCGACAAAUGUUUACAAACGUCGGUUAACCAACGGAAUAACUAAAUACUAAACAAGGGCAGACGUAGAGUUGCUAAUGGAUCGAUACGAUGACCUGGAUUUGGAGUGUGAUGGAGGAGGAGUAGCUCAAAAACCAGCGUUAUUCGGUGGGAUGUUCAAAAGAUCCUUCAAGUCUGCAGAGCCAUCUGUCCAAGCACAGGACAGUUCAUCAGCCAGCGGUGAACUUUCGAAGAGAAACGAUAGCCUGACUGACAACAGCACCAAGGAAAAAGAAGGCGUGUUUAAAGGAAUGUUUAAGAAGACGACCAAAACUGCCAAAGAGGGCCAGCCACAGGAUCUUUUGGACAACAAACUCACAGCCAGUAACGACAGUCUGUCUGAAAACAUCGCAACUAAGGAGACAGGAGGGAUGUUCAGUGGGAUGUUUAAAAAAUCUCCAAAGCCAUUUGGAGGAAGGACACAACCUCAGGAGGAUUUUUCUGCACCCAAUGAGCUCUCAGGCAGCAACGACAGUCUGUCUGUGAAUAUUAACACUAAGGAUGAUUUGUCUGCGGAUGGUGAACUCUCUGCCAGAGUUAGUCUCAUAGAGAAACCUUCAAAGGGUGAAGUGGCAGCGAAGAUCCUGAAGAAUCCUUUCACCUCCUCAUCUCAGGAUAAGGAAAAGACUCAACACUCAGGAGACUCAAAUGAGAAUACCUCUACUACAGAGAAGCCCAAAGACAAGCAGGAGAAGAACACUGACUCUGACUGUGAGGAAACAUUGGACAAUGGAGAGGGCCAGGCCAGUCACAAACAGAGUAAACCUCCUGGGGCAAUGACAAAGCUGAAUCCAUUUCGAUCUGCAAAAUAUGAGAAGCAGGCAGGUGAUGAGGAUCCACCUGCGAGCAGCGAGAAGUCAUCAGGCAACAAACAGAAAGACACUGAAGAGAUGCUCAAGGAGAACGAGAAACAAGUGGAAGAGAAGGUGAAAGCGGUCAAAAGCAACAUGAUCCAGCGAGAGAGGAAGGAAAGAAAUGAAAUGCCACCGGUCCCACCCAGACCAACUGAAGAGGCUGUGAUUUCGCCACAGGAGAUGAAGGGGAUAUCCACAUACGACAAAGUAAAACCAAGAGGAACUGAGUAUAAUCAGGAUUACAAGGACAUGAUCUCCAGAGAGAAAAAAGCAAAACCUGCAGAAACUCCUGUUGUUCCUGCCAGACCGUCAGAGGAGGAGCUGAAUAGAGCAGCGAGACGUGGUCUGCAAAAGCAGAAGAGCCACCAUCAGAGCCAAUCCGAUGAUGAAAGCCUAAAAAAAGAUGAAUCUGCUGAAGCCAAAGAGGGAGGCGAGGCGAACUCUCCAGAAAGCAAAACAACCAUGGUGAAGAAACACAAGCACCGUAAUCCGUUCAUGCCACAAGCUGCAGCCAAGGGCAAAGUUAUACAGAGGCAAGCACAGGGCGGAGCUGCAGGCAACACAGACGAGAAUGAAGGUGGAAACAGGUCCUUGUUUGACAAGCUGGAAGACUUCCGAAUUGACCCAGCACAGCCUGAAGACAGACAGGAUGUGGAAAAUCUUAUGGAGUGGUGGAACACAGUGGAGUCUUGGGAAGACACGCCUCAAGAUGAUGAGAUGACAGAAAAACAAGAAGCCAAGGCGUUUGCUGUGACGGCAGAUAAGGUGCAGAAGGGCAUCCGUGUCUUCAACAAACUGUUCUCGGAGCGAGCUGAGAGCCUCUGGCAGCACGUCAUUGACCUCAACAGCAUCGCCGACGGCCUGGACAAAUUCAACAAGAACACAAAGAUCGCUCAAAUCACCGGCGGCUCCACCAGCGCUAUCGGGGGCGUAACCACCAUCACCGGCCUCGCUCUGGCCCCGCUCACCAUGGGAGUGUCCUUGAUUGUGACGGCGGUGGGAUUGGGUGUUGCCACGGCAGGCGGUCUGACAUCAGCUGGUGCCGGCAUCUCCAACCAGGUCAACAACUCAAUGGACCGCAAGAAGGUGGAGAAGAUUGUGCAGGAUUAUCAGGAGAAGAUGGUCGACCUCAACAAGUGCCUGACAUUCAUCAAGCAGGGUAUUGAGAACCUGAAGAAAUUUGACCUGAUCAAGAUGAAAAAAACCGCUUACAACCGUGACUUCCCUGCGCUCAAUAGUAGUUUCUAUGCGGAUGGUGCCAUGGCAGGAAAGGCGAUCCUCAGCAAUCUUAAUGAGAUCAUGCGUGUGGUGCACAUGGCCAAUGUGGCGGGCAGCACAGCAGCCAGAGCGGUCCAGAUUGCCAGCAUGGCCACUGGUGUACUCACUGGACUCUUUGUAGGUAUGGACAUCUACUUUGUGGCCAAAGACUCCAAAGAACUCAAGAAAGGGGCCAAGUCAGAGUUCGCUGCCAAAAUCAGGGAGGUGACUACGCAGCUGCAUGAAGGUCUGGUGGAGCUCAACGGGAUACGAGAGGAGCUGCAGUCCACCUCGCCGAAAAACAACGCAGGCAAUGUUAUCGCUGCUUUGGACAGUAACAAGAAAGAGAAAGAUAACAAAUAUGACAGUUCGGAUGAACAUGAAAUCGACCGCAUUAAAAAAGCCAUUGAAAAGGACAUUGAGAACCGAGAAUAUGACAGCAGUGCUGCCAAGUUUCACGCAUUGAUUGUGAGAAAGUGUUGGAUAGCUUUUCACAUGCUCUCAGGCCACACGUCCAUUUUCUCCCGCUGCGAUAAGCAAAUUUAAAGGCUAAUUGAUAACGGCACCAAAAGAGGACAGCGUGCGGACAGACAAGAGCAGCACAGCGCAACAGCGAGUUAUUCAGACCAUCAGGGGGAAAGAAAGAAAUAUCCACAAAUCUAUUAUAUUGUAAUUUACUUCAAUACAUGCUGCUCAGAGUAAUCUCAGUCAGCGGCUUCUCUGGCAGCAGCGCACCGUCUCCCUUUCCUCUCACGCCGUGUGCUCGCAGGCAGUGAGUUACUAUGGUUACAGGGACUGUCUGUCGCUCUGAAACUUUGGCGAGAUUCCCAAUAUUAGGUUUUUAGGUUAGUAUGCCUAUGCAAAAUCAUGAAUGUAAUUGUACCUAAAUGCUGAACUCUAGUAGGUAACAUUAUUUUACAUUUUUGGUUAGCAUUAUACAUUGUUGCCAACACACUCUCAUCUUUCUCAAAUCUAUCUCACAAAUCUCCCGCCAAAUAAGAGGAAGCCUCAAAGCCACUCCUUCAUGAAAAAAUAUAAUAUUUUUGAAUAUAAUAUAUAUAUAUAAUAUAUUUCUUUGCACACAGGACAAAGUCUGAACUUCAGGCUUUUUUUCCAGAGCCCAAAGCACACAGUUUGUGUGGAUUUAGUUGAGAAAGGCACACACACACACAAACUGCUACAAAAUCAAAAAAUGCCUUUCAUGUAUGCAGAGUUUUGCCUCACUUAGAUUACAUAAAUGGACAGUAGAUAAUCCAGAUUGAGGGGGUUGAGGAGUGAUGACCCCGACCCCUGCGGUGGGUAAUGUCGCAGAAGGCCUACUCAUAAAAUGCACCAACUUCACCAAUACAGAAUCUCACUCCAAACAAAAUUGAAAACUUGGCAGCCCUGUUUGACUGAAACUUCAAAACUUAAUUUAUUAUUAAGGUUUCAAAGAGAAGAUUCAAGCAUUGUCAGUUUACCAGUUCCCCUGGUACAAGUUUUUGAAAGUACCGACUCCAGCAUACAGCUGCAUUGUUAGUAUCUACAAGGUCGUUGGUGCCAGUUUCUUCAAAUGGAAAACUACAAUCAGGCUUAUUUUGAAUGUCCAAAGAGGAGACUUUCCUCUUUAUGAAAUACACUGGUUUCUAAAGCUUCUGGACUUUUCUUUUAGGGAUCUGACUAAACAGUAUUUACACUGCUGGGAGGAACUGAGGUUUUGUGGUAGAUAAAGUAUCGUAUCUGCUUUCCUGGCAAUUGUGCCAACGUGUGAAACAGCCAUGAAAAUGGGAUUUAAAGAUUUAUCUAAAUCAUGUAGUUGGAUAGUACAGUUUUAGAUUAAUUAAAGAAAUAGGUGCAAAGUAUUUUCUAGACUUUAUAAUUUAGACUUUUAAGUGACGCUUAGAGUUUCAUCAAAGUGUGUUGGUUCAUAUUGAAACAUGAGGACUUUUACUGACCAGGUGUAGAGAUUGUUUAUACUCUUACGGACGAGUGCCUUUAUUAUUUAUAAUUCCUUAGAAAUACAGUAUGAUGCAGUGUAGUCUGUUUCUGUAUUUGGGUGUCAGGGCUGCAACAAACCCAUUUCCCGACUUCCCCUGACUGUUUUGGAUCUGAUGCGGGAUGUUGAUGUUAAAAUUUUACAAGUCUUGUUUGGCUUUAUGAUAUUGGUCUCAUUUUGAAGAAUGACAGUAAUAAGAUUUGUUUUAGAUCGUUUUUUACAAAGAGCCAAUAAAAUGACAAAAUGAUGGUGAAAAAGAACCCGGGUGGGGUUGCAUCGGCUGUUCGUGAAUCCAAGUUUGUAUGUAAAGUGUUUAAUAGCUAGUUUCAAACUAGUGAUUCACUAAAUUGGAUAGUACCAUUCAAACGUAAGGAAUGUCCUAGCUACUUUAGUAAUGUGUUAAUCGGUUGUUAGGAAACAUCUGUAGGGAUCUGACUAAUUGUCAAGUGUAAACAGGACAAGCCGUAACAUAACUUCCAAAAGUAACAGUUUUAGGGGGGCAAAUUACAUAUCUAACUUAACUGCCAAUCAUUUGUAAAUUUAUGCACUAGUUUGUUUUAUUUAAGAAUGCACACAUGGAGAAAUACAUGUGAUUCAGAGUUAUUAGUAUUUAUGCAGUUUUAGGAUGAGGGAGAAAUUUCUGAUUAUGCUAACGUAACUGACAUUAUUUCAUCAUUUAGUGUAAUGUUUUGGCAUUUUUUUGUAAUCUGUGGUAGAAUGGGUUUCUUCCCAGUUUACAUAAUUACGAAACAGCAUCAGGUCAGAUAUGUCAACCAUAUUUCAUAUUAUCUCUAAAACUCCCCAGUCUAACCUGGACAUAUAUUAGCAAGCUAGCAUUAGCUUUGUUAUUUGGUUCCGUUAGCUAGGCAGCCGUUACACCUGGGAGUUACUGGGUGUAAAUAUUUUGCUAGCAACUAAUGACUAUGUGAGAAAUAGUUCUUGUGGAGCAACCUGUUUUAAUUUAGUGAUGUGUAAAUCUCCACUUAGUAAACACUUUUAAAUUUCAAGUUAGAACUUGCGAACAGCUGGUGCAACUGGCUCCAUGCGAAUACAGCAGGGGAUGACACAAACAUGUCUGAGGUGAACUUGUAGAACUGAUGGGAAAUAAAUUACGGUAUUUAUUUUCUUACAAGUUUAGCCAUUGGAUUUUAAUCAUGUCUUCAGUCAUAUUAGAUGUUUAAAUGGUUUCCUGGUGUAAAAUAGUCCCUUAUUAGACAAGUGGAAUGACACAGGACUGUAUAAACCAGCCAGCCUUUUGUCAUUCCCUUUUAUUAAGACAUUAAUAUUUUAAAGAUUGUUAUUUCAAAGUCGGUGUUUGAUAUGUGGUCUGUACUGUAAGCUCUGAAGAUGCCCUGUGUGUUCUGUUUAAAGAACUUUAUAUUUCAUUUUCAGUCUUGUUCUGGGUGUUGUUCAUUCAAUGAUACCUUUAUGUGCAAUAUAUUGUAUAACUCCCUAACCCUAACCCACUAAAUGUAACUGUAGAAUUGAUAAUUAAAGGUCAGAGAAGCA
Molecule: messenger RNA, 5806 nt
Organism: Siniperca chuatsi (mandarin fish)
Lineage: Eukaryota; Metazoa; Chordata; Actinopteri; Centrarchiformes; Sinipercidae
Gene: apol1
Product: apolipoprotein L, 1
Biological process (GO): lipoprotein metabolic process; lipid transport
Cellular component (GO): membrane; extracellular region
Molecular function (GO): lipid binding
Source: RefSeq, a predicted model, not a curated record